This is a messenger RNA of Mus caroli (Ryukyu mouse), 183 nucleotides long. RefSeq names its product DNA-directed RNA polymerases I, II, and III subunit RPABC4-like. Gene Ontology annotation, biological process: DNA-templated transcription. The record is from RefSeq and is a predicted model, not a curated record. Gene Ontology annotation, cellular component: RNA polymerase II, core complex; RNA polymerase III complex; RNA polymerase I complex. Lineage: Eukaryota; Metazoa; Chordata; Mammalia; Rodentia; Muridae. Gene Ontology annotation, molecular function: zinc ion binding; DNA binding.
AUGGACACCCAGAAAGAUGUUCGACCACCAAAGCAGCAGCCAAUGAUAGAUAUUUGUGGAGAGUGUCACACUGAAAGCGACAUAAAAUCCAGGGAUCCAAUCAAAUGCAGAAAAUGUGGAUACAGAAUAAUGUACAAGAAAAGGACGAAAAGAUUGCUAAUGUUUGAUGCAAAUGGUGGUUAA